GCAUUUGACAUCCCUAUCGCAUGCGCAGUAAGCACGCGACCGGCGCGAAAUAUACACGCGCGCGAAUUUGAAAACGGAACGUUGAAUACGAACGGUGUUUUGUGUAAAAAUAAAUAAAUAUAUUUUUUUAUUUGUUUUUUUUUUAAACGUUGUGCUUUUUUUUCUUGGUGGGAGCUGGGGAGUUUUAAAAGAUGGCGAUAACAUGCGACUGCCCGAUGAUGCAGCCGGGCCCCACGCUGGCGGCCACCUGCGGAGGAGGCGCCUUCAUGCUGUUCAUGGGCCUGCUGGAAGUCUUCCUCAGGAGCCAGUGCGAUCUUGAAGACCCGUGUGGAAGAGCUCAGUACCGUCGUCACAUGGACUCGGUGUACGACUUCAUCGUGGUGGGAGGGGGGUCGGCAGGCUCCGUGGUGGCGGCGCGACUGUCCGAGGUGCCGGAGUGGAGAGUACUGCUGCUGGAAGCUGGUUUCGACGAGCCGACUGGAGCACAAGUGCCGUCAAUGUUCCUGAACUUCAUCGGGUCGAGCAUCGACUGGGGCUACCAGACGGAGCCCGAGCCGGCUGCCUGUCUCGGGGAAACUGAUCGCAAGUGCUACUGGCCCAGAGGAAAGGUCCUCGGCGGUACCUCAGUGAUGAACGGCAUGAUGUACAUGCGUGGCUCCCGCAAGGACUACGACAGCUGGGCAGCAGCCGGCAACGAGGGCUGGUCCUACGAAGAAGUACUGCCUUACUUCUUGAAGUCAGAAGACAACAAGCAGGUUAAGGAUAUGGAUCAAGGAUACCACGCCACUGGAGGACCGCUCACAGUCGCACAGUUCCCAUACCAUCCACCUCUAAGUUACAGUUUGGUGAAAGCUGGAGAAGAAUUGGGCUACAAACAACGUGACCUGAACGGCAUCCACCACACUGGCUUCUCAAUCGCUCAGACGACCAACCGCAAUGGCUCCCGGCUGAGUGUGGCCCGCGCCUUCCUGCGACCAGCCAAGAACCGCCCCAACCUGCAUGUGAUGCUGAACGCCACCGUCACCAGGGUGCUCAUCAACCAGACCACCAGGCAGGCGUAUGCUGUCGAAGUCAGGAACAGCUUCGGUGGCACUGAAGUCAUUUUUGCUAACAAUGAGAUUGUUUUAAGUGCUGGUGCAGUGGCUUCUCCUCAAAUUCUGCAGCUGAGCGGUGUGGGAGACCCACAAGUCCUGUCUCGUGCAGGCGUGAAGCUGGUACACAACCUGCCCGGUGUGGGCCGCAACCUGCACAACCACGUGGCGCACUUCCUCAACUUCCAAGUCAAUGACAACAACACCACCCCCCUCAACUGGGCCACCGCCAUGGAGUACCUGCUGUUCAGAGAUGGGCUCAUGUCAGGAACUGGAAUUUCUGAAGUGACCGCCUUCAUCAACACGAAAUAUUCAGACCCUGCUGCGGACAAUCCAGACAUCCAACUGUUCUUCGGUGGUUUCCUGGCGGACUGCGCCAAAACUGGCAUGGUUGGCGAAAGGCUUGACAACGGCUCCAGAAGUAUUCAGAUCAUACCGACAGUACUCCACCCUAAGAGUAGAGGACGGUUGGAGAUCAAAUCCGCCGAUCCAUUUGAACAUCCCAAGAUCUUUGCCAAUUACCUAACCCACCCAGAUGACGUGAAAACUUUAGUGGAAGGUAUCAAGUUCGCCCUCAAGUUAGCCGAAACUAAAGCCCUGAAGAGGUACGGAGUGAAACUGGACAAGACUCCUGUGAAAGGCUGCGAGAAGUUCAAAUUCGGAUGUGAUGCGUACUGGGAGUGCGCUGUGAGGAUGCAGACGGCGCCUGAGAAUCACCAGGCUGGUUCUUGCAAGAUGGGACCAAGGGGAGACCCUUCUGCUGUCGUUGAUAACCUACUGCAGGUCCAAGGAAUAGACAGGUUACGAGUGGCGGACGCGAGUAUAAUGCCGGCCGUGACGUCAGGCAACACCAACGCGCCCGCCAUCAUGAUCGGAGAGCGAGUCUCCGACUUCAUCAAGCAGCGUUGGUUAGGAAUAACCAAUGCCCCGUACCCAGUCCCGCACGGCGGUUUGUCCAACGUGCUGCAGGCGAGCGACUCGCAGCCGCAGCUCGCGUGGCAGCGGUGGGUGUGACCGUGACGUCACACACAAUGCACCACUGCCUUUAGUGUACAUAUUUAGUGUUAAGUUGCGAUGUCACAAAGUUAAGGAGUUAGUUUAGGUUUGAAUUAAUGAAAAUAAUACUCAAUUGCCAGAUUAUAGCCUAUUCAGACAACAAUUCUAUGAUUAAAACAUUUUUUUUUUAAAUUAAUGUGAACAAGAACUCUAGAAAUCAAAGUACAAAUAAAAAAAGUAAUUUAAAAAACUAAAAAACCCGACUGCGUUUCUUUAUAAUAUUAAAAUGAAAAAACCCUAAAACAAGAAAGUAAUCGUAAAAUUUAAGCAGUCGGGACCCAUUCUAAAUAUAAAGACUUUGUGAGGGCACAUACGGCUUGCUUUCUAGAAUGGGUCCCGACUGCUUAAAUUUUACGAUUACUUUCUUGUUUUAGGGUUUUUUCAUUUUAAUAUUAUAAAGAAACGCAGUCGGGUUUUUUAGUUUUUUAAUUACUUUUUUUAUUUAUUUAUUUUUACUUUUAUUAUUUUUUCAUUUUGAUAUAUCUAGUGUCACUCUGACAGUAAAUACGAAUCAAACGACCCCUAUCAAGUGGAAAUCCAUUGAGUCGUUCAGGCUAGAGAAUGAGAAAUAUUCGCCAAAAAUCCGCAAUUUUGAUUUUUUAUUAUUUUUAUAUAUCCAGUGUCACUCUCACAGUAAAUACGAAUCUAACGACACCUCUCAAGUCAAAAUCCGUCAAGCCGUUUAGGUUAGAGAGUGAGAAAUAUUCGAAUUUGGCGCCAAAAAUCCGCCAUUUUGUUUUUUUUUAAUUUUGAUAUAUCCAGUGUCACUCUCACAGUAAAUACGAAUCUAACGACACCUCUCAAGUCAAAAUCCAUCAAGCCGUUUAGGCUGCAGAGCGUGCCAAACAAUUAUACAUACAUACAUACAUACACACAUACAUACAUACAUACACUCGAAAAACAUAACCCUCCUUCUGGCGCAGUCGGGUAACUAUUAAACUACCUACCUUAAUAAAAUCUUUUAACAAAAUAAGAAAUAUUCUGAAGAAUGUUUUCUCAUCCCAAAAAUGUGACAUCACUUAGAUCUAACUAUUAUAACGUGGAACGCCCUGCGUUGUUGUACAAAUUAGUAUUUAUUUGUAUUUUAAUGCCGUCCCGUCGAUGUAAGCCACACUUGUAAACAAAAUAAUUGCACCGUUGAAGUAUUAAUUGCAAUAUUCUGUUACCAUUGCGUGCAAUACUUUUGUAAGCAAGUGUAUAAUUUAUGAUAGAUAUUCUAUAAGUCAUUUUUAUAGUAAUAAAAUGUUUUUAUACAA
Molecule: messenger RNA, 3403 nt
Organism: Spodoptera frugiperda (fall armyworm)
Lineage: Eukaryota; Metazoa; Arthropoda; Insecta; Lepidoptera; Noctuidae
Gene: Gld
Product: glucose dehydrogenase [FAD, quinone]
Exons: 11
Coding region: 192-2105 (637 amino acids)
Molecular function (GO): oxidoreductase activity, acting on CH-OH group of donors; flavin adenine dinucleotide binding
Source: RefSeq, a predicted model, not a curated record